AUGGCUUCCCAGGAUCUCCAGUGGCUUCUUGUCCGCAACAACUCGAGCUUCAUCGUGAAGCAGAAGGGUCUCGGCCGCAUCUUCUCUCGCGAGCCCCGCAACCUCGUUCAGCUCCACAGCUACAAGUACUCUGGUGUUGUCAACGCCAAGGCUGUCGGCAUCUCGCCCUCCAAGAACGGCAAGGGUCUUGAGAUCACCACCAAGAACGGCAAGCAGGGCACCAACGCCAUCAAGGCCGUGCUCAACACCGCCACCAUCAAGAAGGGUGGUGGACGUCGUGCUUCCGGCCUCGUCUCCAACGUCGUUGCCAAGCGCGGUUACCGCUCUGACCUGACCCGAGCUGCCGUCGUCCGUGGCUCCGCCAUCCUCCGCUCGCAGCGUGGCCGCCGCGAGGCUCCCGUCCGCAAGGCCCGCGGUACUGGCUCGCGCAAGGUCGCCCAGGUCGAGAAGACUGACGAGCCCGUCGUCGCCUAA
This is a messenger RNA of Kalmanozyma brasiliensis GHG001, 474 nucleotides long. Its product is annotated as Ribosomal protein L28e. Gene Ontology annotation, molecular function: structural constituent of ribosome. Gene Ontology annotation, biological process: translation. NCBI's taxonomy places the organism in Eukaryota, Fungi, Basidiomycota, Ustilaginomycetes, Ustilaginales. Bases 1 to 474 code for a protein of 157 amino acids. The transcript is spliced from 3 exons. Gene Ontology annotation, cellular component: cytosolic large ribosomal subunit; ribosome. The record is from RefSeq and is a predicted model, not a curated record.